Messenger RNA from Manduca sexta (tobacco hornworm), 2047 nucleotides. RefSeq names its product AP-1 complex subunit mu-1 (gene AP-1mu). The coding region runs from base 215 to 1483 and encodes 422 amino acids. NCBI's taxonomy places the organism in Eukaryota, Metazoa, Arthropoda, Insecta, Lepidoptera, Sphingidae. The record is from RefSeq and is a predicted model, not a curated record. Gene Ontology annotation, biological process: vesicle-mediated transport; intracellular protein transport. Gene Ontology annotation, cellular component: clathrin adaptor complex; clathrin-coated vesicle. Gene Ontology annotation, molecular function: clathrin-cargo adaptor activity. The transcript has 2 exons.
CGUUUUUCUCCGAUAAAUGGAAAAUUAGGGUCUUUUUUGUUGCCCACUUGCUUACAAGAUUGGGCGACUUUAGGAAGUUGGACGACUAUCCAUAUGGCAACACUGUCGACAUCGAAAAUUUUGACAUCUCAAUUUUGGUGACAAUUUCACACGUAUGUUUGUCCAAGAUAAUGUAGAUAAUUUUACAUAAAAACCUAAUUUCACAACGUUAAAGAUGUCUUCUUCGGCGAUUUACAUCCUAGAUGUAAAAGGCAAAGUCCUUAUUUCAAGGAAUUACCGGGGCGAUGUCGACAUGGGUGUCAUAGACAAGUUCAUGCCUCUACUCAUGGAGAAAGAAGAGGAAGGUAUGCUCACUCCACUAUUGCAGACCAGCGAAUGCACAUUCUCUUACAUCAAAACGAACAAUCUUUACAUCGUUUCAACUACUAAGAAAAACGCUAACAUUGCAUUGGUAUUUGUUUUUCUUUACAAAAUUGUUGAAGUCAUGACUGAGUACUUCAAAGAACUGGAAGAGGAGAGUAUCCGUGACAAUUUCGUUGUCAUUUACGAGCUCCUCGACGAACUCAUCGACUUUGGAUACCCACAGACCACCGAUAGUAAGAUCCUUCAAGAAUAUAUCACUCAGGAGGGACACAAACUAGAAAUGCAGCCUAGAAUACCUAUGGCUGUAACAAAUGCGGUGUCUUGGAGAUCUGAAGGCAUCAAGUACAGGAAAAACGAAGUAUUCCUAGAUGUUAUAGAGUCUGUCAAUUUGUUAGCUAACUCAAACGGAAAUGUCUUGAGGAGUGAAAUUGUUGGAGCUAUUAAAAUGAGAGUGUAUCUCUCUGGUAUGCCAGAAUUGAGACUUGGUUUAAAUGAUAAAGUACUGUUCGAGAGUACUGGCAGAGGGAAGUCCAAGUCUGUUGAAUUAGAAGACGUAAAGUUCCAUCAGUGCGUCAGGUUGUCAAGAUUUGAAAAUGACAGGACCAUCUCUUUCAUACCUCCAGAUGGAGAGUUUGAGUUGAUGUCCUACAGACUGAACACUCAUGUGAAACCAUUAAUUUGGAUUGAAUCCGUCAUUGAACGUCAUGCGCACUCUCGAGUGGAGUAUAUGAUAAAAGCCAAGUCUCAGUUCAAAAGACGUUCCACAGCAAAUAAUGUUGAGAUCAUAAUUCCAGUACCCGCUGAUGCUGACUCACCCAAAUUCAAAACUACUAUUGGCAGUGUAAAAUAUACUCCAGAGCAGAAUGCCAUAACUUGGUCAAUUAAAUCAUUCCCAGGAGGUAAGGAGUACUUAAUGCGUGCUCACUUCGGUCUACCCUCCGUUGAAUGUGAGGAGGUGGAUGGAAAGCCCCCUAUUCAAGUUAAAUUCGAAAUUCCAUACUUUACCACUUCUGGUAUACAAGUGAGGUACCUGAAGAUUAUUGAGAAGAGUGGCUACCAAGCGUUGCCGUGGGUUAGGUAUAUAACCCAGAACGGAGACUAUCAGCUAAGAACUAACUAAGCGUUCACCACAUUCCAUUGAGGGCUAUACAGCAGAAGUACUAUUUGUUACUGUAUGCAACAUAAUUUACUAAUAUUAUACUAUGUAUUUUUCAGUUUUGCCACACCCAUAAUUUUAAAUAGUCUGUUUACAGGAAAUGUAUACUGUCCUAGUUCUCACAUAUACAUACAAUAAAAACCCUGCCCCACAGUAGUGUGCUAAGUUGUUUGCCAGCUAUACAUAUCUUAAAUAUAAUUACUGUGCAAAAUUCGGCAUUGGUUCAAUAGGUUUCGGUGGGCAUUCCACAUUAAUGAGUCAAUGUGUUAAUCAGUUAGUCAGGCCUAUUAUUUGUAAAUUUGUAUAAAUUUAAUAUGUUAUAUUUACCAAUUAUUAUAUUCUUUUUACACCUUCUGCUGUACGUCUUCACUUAUACAUUAAGAUGCACAUAUUUUUAAUUUGAUUGCGUUAUGUUAUGUAUUAUGGUAUUAAGUAGAGCAAGAUAGUAUUAUUUAUACAGUUAUGACAAAUUAAUAUCCAUCAUGUGAAGUAAAAUGUAAUUAAAUAAAUAAUCUACUUAAACAUUAA